AUGAUGCUUGUAAAUACACUAGUAGACUUUACGCAUAGGGUAUGGCUGUUUUCAGACAGCUCUGUAAUUUUCAUAUGCAACAAAUGUCUGUUUCAAUUAUAUGACUCUGUAGCAAUGGAAAACCAUAAACAUUCAUGCACUGGGAAAAUGCCUGGCAAAUGCAUACAUAAUGAUUAUGCAGAAAAUACAGCCGUAAUUGAAGUGGAUGGAGAAAAACAGUCUUUAAUGUGCAGGAGGAUAUGCAUGAUAGGAAAGGCAUUCAUCGAGAGAAAAACAUUGUAUUUGGGCAUCAAGGGAUAUCUGUUUUACAUCCUUCUAGUGGAUGGAUGCUUUGCAGGAUUUUUCAGUAAAGAAAAGGAAAGCUCCGAACAUAACCUGUCGUGCUUGCUAGUGCUGCCAACUUACAGAUCUAAAGGCUAUGCUAAUUUGAUGAUUGAUAUAAGCUAUACUCUUGCACCUGGAACACCAGAAAAGCCUUUUAGUAAUGAAGGGUUGACAGUUUACAGAAAGUACUGGAAGAACAAAGUAUUCCAAAUACUGAAGGAAUUUAAUGGAUGUGAAGUAUCCAUACAAGAACUAUCUUUGAUAUCCAGACUUUUUGUAGAUGAUGUGAUCUGUGUAUUGGAGGUUUUGAAUGUUGAUCCAAGGCUAUUGACAUAUGGAAUUGUGCAAGAAAAAUUUGAUUACUUGAGAACGUGUAAGAAAGAGUUUUUAAUCCCAGAUAUCGAUAUCUUAUUGAUCGUACUACGUAGAUGUAAAGAUUUUUGUUUUGGUAUGUUUUCUUAUUCAAUUGUAGCAUCCGCUUUCAUCAGCAGGAUCGCUAACGCCGAAUGCCUCAACAAGAGCAGUAUAUAUCUCGAACCUUCGCUUGCUCUUGUCGAGAUUUGA
Messenger RNA from Ordospora colligata OC4, 888 nucleotides. Its product is annotated as histone acetyltransferase. Gene Ontology annotation, molecular function: histone acetyltransferase activity. Gene Ontology annotation, biological process: regulation of DNA-templated transcription. Lineage: Eukaryota; Fungi; Microsporidia; Ordosporidae. The coding region runs from base 1 to 888 and encodes 295 amino acids. The transcript has a single exon. The record is from RefSeq and is a predicted model, not a curated record.